This is a messenger RNA of Podarcis lilfordi (Lilford's wall lizard), 2751 nucleotides long. NCBI's taxonomy places the organism in Eukaryota, Metazoa, Chordata, Lepidosauria, Squamata, Lacertidae. The record is from the annotation of a GenBank genome assembly.
AUGAAUGUAAAAGAGGGGGGAACAAUGUCGGCUUCUGGUCCCAUAAGCAACUAUUAUGUAGAUUCCUUGAUUAGUCAUGAAAGCGAAGAACUGUUGGCAUCAAGGUUCCCAGCUACUGGCUCUCACCCUGCAGCAGCUAGACCUUCAGGACUAGUACCGGAGUGCGCAGAUUUUCCAUCCUGCAGCUUUGCCCCCAAACCGGCCGUUUUUACUACUUCGUGGGCUCCCGUGCAUUCCCAGUCGUCCGUGGUCUACCACCCGUACACCCACCAGCCUCACAUUGGAACUGACACCAGAUAUAUGCGCACUUGGCUGGAGCCUAUCUCCGGCGCUGUCUCUUUCCCAGGUUUUCCAGCCAGCAGCCGGCACUACGGGCUUAAGCCCGACGCCUUCCACGGCCGCAGGGACUGCGGACCGGUGGAUGGACGUAGUUAUCCGGAUUAUAUGUACGGAUCCCCGGGAGAUCUCAGGGACAGAACCCCGCAGACUAUUCCCUCCCCGGAAUCUGAGGCCAUCGCUUCCAACAAACACAAAGAAGAAAAGACCGAAUUGGACCCUAGUAAGUCGAAGUCAUUCUUGUUUACAACCGGGAGGGCAUUACAGCCCUCCUGCGCAGUACUCAAUAAAAAGAAAUUACCUUGCUGUUUAGAAUUCUUGGCAUCCUUGCCUUGAAAACUCCAACUGGACAGGCUUAAAAACCUGACUUAGAAGAUCAUAAGGGCAGCUUGUAGUUUGUUUGGUUUAGGGGAAAGAGGGGCGGGAGGAGAAGGGAGUUGGGGGGGAUCUCUUCUGUGGUGAUGGUGAUGAUGAUCGUUAUUAUUUUGUUUCCUCACUUUGGAGAAUCCACUUGUUUGAUAAAAUAUUCAUAACCUCUCCCAUGCCCUCCCUUCUUUGCCCUCCCUCGUUCGUACUUUUCGAGGAACGGGGUCUGGCUAGCGAAAGAGUUUGGGCAUGUGCGAGGGGAAAAUAGCAUGGAUAUGCAUUUAUUUAUUUUUUCAAAGGGAGGUCGGUAGGCAUGAUUCAUAAAAUCUUUGCAUCAAGGCAAAAGAACAUGCCCUGGCUGGUAGUGGUGGGAGAGAAGUAGAAAAUGAGUGCAGAUUAUGAAAAGCAAAAGAUUUGGACUAUAAGAAGUGCAAAUAACCAGCUAUAAUUUAAUAAAUGGAGGAGGGGGAUCUUUAGAAAGAACAGUGGACCACGUACAUUUUUUUUUGGUGAGGGUUAUACAGUUCAACGUGCUGGGGAAAGGAGUAAAAGAAUAAACGCCCUUGAACACUGACAAAAGAGCAGAUCUAGGGGAACCCAAGGUUUUGUGCAUUGCUAGUUUAAAAAGUAAUAAUUCUUCUGCACAGUAAAAUGUUCACUUCCUAGUGGCCAUAUGCCAUCUAAGUGUGGGUGAUUGUUUCUGGGCAAUGAGGAGUCAAGGCACAGCAUGCAAAAUAUAUGCCAGGAAUUAAUACCUAUUUGUGUGUAUAUUCUGGAUGUCUCUGUGUGCCUUUUUGUGUUCCAUAUACACAGAGACGCUCACAUGUACACACAGCACAAUAUCUACCCAUGCCAGGUGUUUACAAAGCCUUCAGGCCUAACAAUCUGAUCAAAUGCUGGUACAGUUUAAUCCUGGUAACUUCUGUGUCUUUGUGCCAUGUCAGCACAGAGGCAGAAGUAUGUGCGCUUUGUGUGUGCAUAUGUGUGUAUACACACACAUACACAGUGCUAUGGAGGGAAUGUAGCUAAGGAAGUUGUUUAAGUAGCCUUGAAUCAGGAGCAUAUUUGCUGAGUCCAAAUCUCACAAAAAGAGGAAGUCUAAGUUAUGACUUCCCCCUAACAACGAUGGAAGGAGGUUUAGUAUAAAAUAAGGUGCUUUGGGAUUGAGAGGGGGAAAUAUUUUUCUUGGACUCAGUAGACUUAUCCUGGGGCAUUCUCAAGAUAUUAAAAAAAUGCCAGCAGUUCCAUCAGUGGGAAGGUUAUAGAGAGGGGAUUGGAGAGUAAUGGUUGUAAACAGAGUUUAUGGGCCUGUGAAGUGGUGUGAAUUUUGACUCUUUAUGACUGUGUUCUUGGAUUACUCCUACUAGUGUUCAUGUGCAGGAGUAUAGUGUUAUUGUUAUUAUUAAACUCAUUGCUCCAGUUUUUCUUUUAAACUGCAACAUGCUGGAGACAAUGAUCGCUUAGCUGAAAACAGUAUAACAGUCAGAAGCAGGAUGCAAAGUUGUUCCACCAGAAAUCAUUGAGAACUGUCUCAUUGCCGUUAACGUUGAUGUGCAGUGCACCUUCACGUUCUAUAAAAGAAUACACACGCCCUUAAACUAUCCUGAAGGUCACUUCAGAUUUGAUCGGAUCACGCUGCCAAACAGAGGGGACUUUUUAAAAAACAAAACAAACCCCCGGAAGAAGAAUAAAUGGAUGGACCUGGAUCUGUGGGGUCCACCAAUUUCAGUUAAUGAUAUAUAUUUACACAUACACACAAACAUAUGUUUAAACUGCCGAACUGUUUCUUUUCCAGACAACCCCGUGGCAAAUUGGAUUCAUGCGCGUUCUACAAGGAAGAAAAGAUGUCCCUACACGAAGUAUCAAACGCUGGAAUUGGAAAAGGAGUUUUUGUUCAAUAUGUACCUAACACGGGACCGCCGUUAUGAAGUGGCCAGGGUUCUUAAUCUCACGGAGCGUCAGGUCAAAAUCUGGUUUCAGAACAGGCGAAUGAAAAUGAAGAAAAUGAACAAGGAGAAAACCGAUACUAGUAAAGACCAGCAGCAGUGA